Molecule: messenger RNA, 1445 nt
Organism: Tricharina praecox
Lineage: Eukaryota; Fungi; Ascomycota; Pezizomycetes; Pezizales; Pyronemataceae
Product: Alpha/Beta hydrolase protein
Exons: 5
Coding region: 246-1148 (300 amino acids)
Biological process (GO): proteolysis
Molecular function (GO): serine-type peptidase activity
Source: RefSeq, a predicted model, not a curated record
CUCGCAUUAGAGUUGUAGAUGGGAGUUGUACGCCAGAGUACCAUGCAGUCGGAGCAAGCAGGAGCGAACACCCCUCAUUCUACUUGAGCCCUCGAUUCUAUGCGUGUCCGCGUGCUCGUCAGGCACGGUUGAAUGUGUCGCAUCACAUCUCAGUCUGCGCCUGCAUCUCAAUCUUAUAUCUUCCCACCUUCACACCCCUACUCCGGUCGGUACUGACGCCAACCUCCCUCGCAUAAAACACCACGAUGAUCAAAGAACUUCUGACAUACUUUGCCUUUCCCGGCGUCUCCAACCGGGAUGCAUCGCCAUACAUUCAGCGCCUCCGACGCACCGACGCAGUCGGCGAGAUAGAAUAUGUUGUCUUGAUCGCCCCUGAAUCCCCCACCGUCGUCUUCGUCUCUCACGGGCGCCUCCGGGCGCUCGACACAACGGGCGUCGAACAGUGGAAGUCUCUUGCCGGGAAGCGCGGGGUGUCGGUGGUGCUACACAACUACCCCGGAUAUGGGGGCACGGCGGGCCCCGCCACGGAGGAGCGCCUGUGCGCCGAUGCGCUGCAGCUGGUGACGUUCGUUAUGGAGCUCAAAUGGGCCGCCGGGAAGAGGUUGUGUUUACUCGGGAACUCGGUUGGUUGUGGUCCGACUAUGUGGUUGGCCGCCCAGCAGCAGUUGGAUGCGGACCGGGUGGUGCUCGUCUCGCCAUACACAAGUAUCAGCGCACUAACUCCCUUCUGGGUGCUCCUCUAUCUCGCGAAAUACCUCCACGUGUCGAUCCCCACCUCAUGGAAACUCUGGCUCGGCAGUCCCGCCCACCUGAAGUGGGUGCAAGGCGCCCGCUUCGAUCCGUUCCCGCCGAUCGCGCUGGCUCGGCGCCUGGCAAAGGGCACGAAUGUACUACUCGUCCACGGCGAGGACGAUACUACCGUGCUCGUUUCGCACACCUACGAACUAAACGCAGUCCUCCAAACCGUCCCCGCGGUGAACACUACAGUGUGUAUAAUACCUGGAACAGAGCACAAGGACACACGACUGCGCGGCGACGACGCGAUCUGGGCGUUCGUUAAGGGCCAGGAUGCGGAGCUGCGGAGUGCGAUCGAUGGAAUCGUGAAGGGUGGUGUUGUGAAGGUGGAUAACGCAGUGGGAACGGAUUGAGUCCAUUGGGCACAAAUCGGUGGGGGCGUGGGGGCGGGGGAUGGCGUUCCGGCUGGUACUUUGCUUUUUCUUUUCUUCUUUUCUUCUCUUUAGAUGCGUGGAGUUGGGGGGUGCAGUUACCUACUUAGAGCGCUACAAGUUCGUAAUGUGUAUGUUUGUAAUAUGUUCGCAGAACUGUGGCAGGUGCACGCUGCAUCGAGAUUUUGCGGUUGCGGUCACUCAAGACUCAUAUUUUCUGCGCACCGUGAGGUCUGCCGCUAUGCGCACACAACCCGAGUGACUGGGCGGAGGGCGUAG